This is a messenger RNA of Cajanus cajan (pigeon pea), 1091 nucleotides long. Its product is annotated as LOB domain-containing protein 29. Lineage: Eukaryota; Viridiplantae; Streptophyta; Magnoliopsida; Fabales; Fabaceae. Gene Ontology annotation, biological process: hormone-mediated signaling pathway; positive regulation of DNA-templated transcription. Gene Ontology annotation, cellular component: nucleus. The record is from RefSeq and is a predicted model, not a curated record.
UGAUGAUCAUGAGCACAAAGCUGAAGAGAUAGAGUCAGAAACAAUUAAUUCCAAAUUAUAAUCCUCAAACCCCAGUUGAAAAGGCCAAUAUGACUGGUUCAGGAUCUCCUUGUGGAGCCUGCAAAUUCUUGAGGAGGAAAUGUGUGAGAGGUUGUGUUUUUGCACCUUACUUUUGCCAUGAGCAAGGUGCUACUCAUUUUGCAGCCAUUCACAAGGUGUUUGGUGCAAGCAAUGUUUCAAAGCUCCUUGCUCAUCUCCCUGUGAGUGACCGUUGUGAAGCUGCAGUCACAAUCUCAUAUGAAGCACAAGCCAGACUUCAGGAUCCAAUUUAUGGCUGUGUCUCCCAUAUUUUUGCACUCCAACAACAGGUGGUCAAUUUACAAGCACAGCUGGCUUAUCUCAAGGAACAAGCAGCUCAGAAUUGUCUCAAUACUUCUGCCAAUGAAAACCCUAGUGAAAAAUUAUUUGGAAAAUCUUCUGCUGCUUUACCCCAAGAUCUUCAAAGUUGGUUCCAGGCUGAAAAUUCCAACCUGGGGCCAGAAUUUCUUCCCAACUUGUGUACUAAUUUUUCCUCAGCAACACAACAUUAUGGGAACAAUAAUGCUCUCAUGGAAGAUCUAAACCCUAUUGGGAUUAAUUAUGAAAAUUCAGGAGCCAUGGAAGAGAGCAGCUCCUUCUCUAGCUUUGAUGAGAGUUCUAACUACUCCAUACCCUAUGACAUGCAAACAAACAAGAGGACGUGGGGUUUUCAUGAAGUGGAAGACCUACAUUCAGUGGCUUUUGGAUACGGAGCUCGAUAUUCAUGAAAGAAUUGGUGAAGACAAGCUUAUCAAUUUUGAAUUAAUUGCUGCUGCAUAUUGUGAAGCAUGCACUAUAUAUACUCUGUUGCCGUAAAUAAGCUAGGAAAUGUUGAUAUUAUUAUUAUUAUUAUAUAAUUGCAAUGGAAGUCCACCCUCUUAAUGUCUUUAAUCUAGUUUAAUUAAUCACGUUAAGUCUCAGAUAAACUCUCUGGUUUUGUAUAAGACAAUGAGAGCUAAAUUGGUUUGUUCCUAGCACAUCCUAAAUUUUGACGUAACAAAUACUGUCCCUGG